CGCAGUCAGAUUCAGUCUCUCCGUCUCACUCGGUGCAGUUCUUCUCAGGAACCAGGCCACCAGCCGUGAUGCAGCGGGCUUUGUUCAGCCGCAGCGCGCUCCUCGCCCAGCAGGCAGCAGCGGCCCUCGACAGUCCGCUGGCAUCAAGGAGCGCGCCCCUGCUGCAGCGACUGGACCGCUCCAUGUCCUCCGUUACCAUCCCGCCGCCGGCAUGCAUGCUCCGGCCGCUGGAAGCUCCACUGCGAUACCUGUUCGGACCGGGACCCUCAAACGUUCCUCCUCGUAUCUUAGCUGUAGGUGCCAAACCGAUUAUUGGUCACCUGCAUCCAGAAAUGUAUGAGAUCAUGAAUGAUAUCAAACGAGGGAUCCAGUACGCCUUUCAGACGGAGAACAACAUGACGAUAUCUAUGAGCGGCUCCGGGCACGCGGCCAUGGAGUGUGCCGUGUUCAAUACGGUGGAGCCCGGAGAGAGCGUGCUCGUCGCCGUCAACGGAAUCUGGGGAGAGCGCGUUGCAGAAAUCGCAGAAAGAAUGGGUGCUAAUGUACAUAGAAUGGUAAAAACACCUGGAGGAUAUUUCAGCAAUAAGGAAAUUGAACAGGCCGUAGAAAAGCACAAGCCUGUCCUGUUUUUCCUCACACAUGGAGAGUCCUCUGCUGGCCUCUGUCACCCAGUGGAUGGCAUUGGAGACAUCUGCAGAAAACAUAACUGCCUCUUCCUGGUUGACACAGUUGCAUCUCUUGGUGCAGCACCAAUCUUUAUGGACAAGCAAAAUAUUGACAUCCUGUACACGGGUUCUCAGAAGGCUCUGAAUGCACCUCCUGGCACAGCACCCAUCUCCUUUAAUGAGAGAGCAUGCCACAAGAUGUUUAACAGGAAAACAAAACCAGUAUCCUACCUCUUCGAUAUGACACAUUUGUCAAACUACUGGGGCUGUGAUGGCAAACCAGCCAGAUUAUACCACCACACUGGUCCAGUGUCCGGAUUUUUCGCCCUGAGAGAGAGUCUGGCAAUUCUUGCUGAGAGGGGGCUGGAGGAGUCCUGGAAGAAACACAAGGAGGUGGCAGCCUACCUGUACAGAGGACUGGAGGACUUGGGCCUCAAGCUUUUCAUCCCUGAAAGGGACUUGAGGCUUCCCUCCGUCACCACCAUUGCCAUCCCCGAUGGCUACGAGUGGAGGGAGCUGCUGGCCUACAUCAUGAAACACCACCAGAUGGAGAUGACAGGAGGCCUGGGCCCUUCCAUCGGCAUGGUGAUGAGGAUUGGAUUGAUGGGAUACAACUGCGAGAAGACUAAUGCUGACAUGGCACUGAAUGCCCUGGCAGACGCUCUCAAGAACUGCAAAAAGAGCAAGGCUUAGGGGACCAGAUCCUCAGAAUAAAAAGUGAUGCAGGACACCUGGAACAGUGCAUGCAUUUCAGGAUUUUUUCUUUGCUUUUCACUGCAGUGACUUUAUAAAACACAGGCCACGUGCCUCUCGUGUAUAAGUAGACUAGUUUUGAAAUAAAGGAGCAUAUAUUGUCGUAUGGCCCACGCUUCGUGCACUGAAAGAUGUCAAUAAAGUGUGCUUUAUUUUAUCAAA
Messenger RNA from Dicentrarchus labrax (European seabass), 1580 nucleotides. It is a transcript of the gene agxtb, whose product is annotated as alanine--glyoxylate and serine--pyruvate aminotransferase b. Gene Ontology annotation, cellular component: peroxisome. NCBI's taxonomy places the organism in Eukaryota, Metazoa, Chordata, Actinopteri, Moronidae. The record is from RefSeq and is a predicted model, not a curated record. Gene Ontology annotation, molecular function: L-alanine:glyoxylate transaminase activity; L-serine:pyruvate transaminase activity. The transcript is spliced from 11 exons. The coding region runs from base 69 to 1358 and encodes 429 amino acids.